This is a messenger RNA of Elaeis guineensis (African oil palm), 1092 nucleotides long. Its product is annotated as ferritin-like catalase Nec2. Lineage: Eukaryota; Viridiplantae; Streptophyta; Magnoliopsida; Arecales; Arecaceae. The record is from RefSeq and is a predicted model, not a curated record.
UCCACCGCCUCAUAGCCGUGGUUUGGGACUUGGGAGAGAGUUGGCAUCCAAUGGUGUCUGCCCGGGCUUUCUCCUCUCUAUUCCUAUCUUUCUUCUUCGUGUUUCUCUCGAGCAAAGCCGAGCCUCUCGACCACCACUUUAAGCCAAAUUGUGCCCCAAAUCCACCAGUGGGCUUGGUCCCGGUGUUCUCCUACGAUGUGGACCCGCUGCAGUUUGCACUGAAUUUGGAACAUACGGAGUGUGAAUUCUUCUUGUAUGGUGCACUUGGUUAUGGGCUCGACGCCAUUGCACCAGAGCUUGCCAUGGGUGGACCACCUCCAAUUGGCGCCAUGAAGGCCAAGCUUGAUCAUCUUACACAGCGCAUAAUUGAGGAGUUUGGUUAUCAAGAAGUUGGCCACUUGAGGGCCAUCAAAUCUACGGUCGGUGGGUUUCCAAGGCCUUUGAUAGAUCUGAGCGUACACAACUUCGCAAGGAUAAUGGAUGAUGCAUUUGGAUAUCAUCUGAACCCUCCAUUCAAUCCAUACAUCAACAGCCUCAACUACUUGCUGGCCUCUUAUAUAAUACCAUACAUGGGCCUCGUGGGCUACGUUGGUACUAACCCGAACAUCGACGGCUUCGUUUCAAAAAGGCUUUUAGCAGGCUUAUUAGCAGUGGAAGCCGGGCAAGAUGCAAUUAUAAGGGCUCUGCUCUAUGAACAAGCCCAAGAGCUAGUUCCACCUUAUAACAUCACAGUUGCUGAGUUCACCAUCCGCAUAUCAAACCUGAGAAAUGAACUGGCGAGCUGUGGGAUCAAAGACGAAGGUCUAAUCGUCCCCAUCGAGCUUGGAGCAGAGCAGAGGACAACCAGUAAUAUCAUAUCAGCCAAUAAUGACUCGCUCGGUUACAGGCGAACCCCUGCUGAGAUCCUCAGAGUUCUGUAUGGAACUGGUAAUGAGCACCAACCUGGUGGUUUCCUGCCCAAAGGAGGGAAUGGAAAAAUAGCUAGAGAAUUUCUGCAAGGAGCUUAGGAGAUGGCUUGUCUCAUAUAGUUUGUAUCUUGCUACUAAAUAACGGGUUGGUUGAAUGAUAGAUAUAUGGAAACUAAAUUAUACU